GAAUUCGUCGCGUUGCCAGAGCAAAAGACGCGCCAAAAAUUAUCGCUUCGAAUGUGUGUGCACACACUUACAUACUGAGACACACACAUAUGUAUGUACAGAUGUAUUUUUGCAACGUCUUGUGAAAUAGUGCAAAAUGAAUUCCAAUUGAACAGUUGCCAUAGAAAUGUUUAUAAAUUAUGCGACUAGUGCCAAAGUCAAAUUAAAACUCAUUUCGAUUCGUCGCGCGACCACAACAAACCGAACAUAAUUUGAUCGCACGCCGAACCACAACUGCCGUUAGAUGAUAGAAACUAACUAACUAACUUGCGGUAACGGUACAUAUGCCUUAAUAACGAUAGGCAAUAUCUAACUGUGUGUUAAACAGGAUCAACAAAAAUAAUAAACUUGUCUAAAAACAACAAUUCAAUCGGUUGAACUGCAGCAAAGCCCAAGUCAAAAUGUCUGCAAUUAGCAGCCGGAAUCAGAAAAUGGAACAACAGCGCCAGCUGAUGGACGCCUACAUCCGGCAGAAGCGCGCCUCGCCCGGCAUGGUGCAGGCCAGCGACCUGCAGAUGACUCGGCCGAUGUCCGGAAUGCGUGGCAACAGCCGGGAGCUGCACGCCUACGAUGGUCCCAUGCAGUUUAUAGGAUCGCCACAUAACCCGGAUCAGAUAUUGAGCAACAACAGCUCCAGUGUCCACUUGUCCAGCAGCUUGAACUCGAGCCGCAACAACUCGAACAACUUGCGCAGCCUAAGCACCGUCAACCAAGAAGACUUAAUCGAGGAGAUCUCGUCGCACGAGCUGGAGGACGAAGAGAGCAGUCCCGUGACGGUCGUUGAGAAUCCGCUGCCGCCGCAAAGUGCCAACUCGGCGCAUUCGCGGCGGCUACGCAACGGCCAGCAAUCCUUCAACGAGACCCUGGACGAAGAUGAAGACUAUGCCAAUCGCAACAUAGCGGGCGUGGCUCCAGUGCGCCCCGCCGGCAUCGCCUCGCCCUACAAGGACGGCGUCGCGCCGGAGGGCAGCAACGGAAUAGCCAACGGCAGCAGCAGCGGCGUUGGCAGCGGCGAAUCCGAAGGCGACGUCAUAGGCAACAUCGAUCAGUUUGUGAUGCAGCCGGCGCCGCAAGGUGUGCUCUACAAGUGCCGCAUCACACGAGAUCGCAAGGGCAUGGACCGCGGCCUGUUCCCCAUCUACUAUCUGCAUCUGGAGCGGGACUACGGCAAAAAAAUCUUUCUGCUGGGCGGGCGCAAGCGGAAGAAGAGCAAAACAUCCAACUAUAUUGUUAGCUGCGAUCCCACCGAUCUGUCGCGCAACGCAGAUGGCUUCUGCGGCAAGCUGCGCUCCAAUGUGUUCGGCACAUCCUUCACGGUAUUCGACAGUGGCAACAAGGACAGCACAGAAAGUCCGCGACUCGAUUUGGCAGUGAUCAUCUACGACACCAACAUUCUGGGCUUUAAGGGACCGCGCAACAUGACCGUGAUACUGCCUGGCAUGACUGAGGACGACCAGCGCGUCAAGAUCAGCUCAGCGGAUCCCAAACAGCAGGGCAUACUCGAUUUGUGGAAGAUGAAGAGCAUGGACAACAUUGUGGAGCUGCACAAUAAGACGCCAGUUUGGAACGACGAGACCCAAUCCUAUGUGCUCAACUUUCACGGUCGCGUCACGCAAGCGUCUGUCAAGAACUUUCAGUUGGUGCACGACUCCGAUCCGGAAUACAUAGUCAUGCAAUUUGGCCGCACAUCCGAGGAUGUGUUCACCAUGGACUAUCGCUAUCCGCUCUGCGCCAUGCAGGCCUUCGCCAUAGCGCUCAGCAGUUUCGAUGGCAAAAUCGCCUGCGAGUGAACCAUGACCGAAUCCCUGUUACAACUAUUCAACGGAGCGCAGUUACGGAUGCCUUAUUUAUACGACAAACAGCUCGACUUUGCAUACCCUAACUAGUAUAGAAUGUAAGAAAUAUCAUAAACGCAGAGGCUCGUAUCAGGCAAAAAUACUUUAAAUAACGAUUCUAAUUACUUUCUAACAAUAUCAAGAACUAUGCUAUUAUAUAUAUGCGUAUGUGUGUUAGUAGAGAUGCAGGCAAAUUAGUGGAACAUAGAUUUAACAAACACCCUACAAGACCAAAACUAUGCCGAAAUUUACAGUUCUCAUGAGAGGAAUACAGAUUAAAUAAAAAAAUGAUAGCCACAGCAAAAUAUUUAAGCACUUCAACUAUAUAUCUUCUUCAGGUAUAUCUUUCAAACAUAUUUCUUUACUUUCAACUUCAAGUAUAUCUUUUCAAUAAUAAACCUUUAAACAUUUUGCUGUGCACUCUCGCUAGUUGUUUAGGAGAUUACAGAUCAAAUUUAAGGGGCAGUCUAUCAAAAGAACAGAUACAUUUGUCACCUAUCAAACUGCCUCCAAAUACAUAAAUUGCUUCAACUGCAUCUUGAGUACUCAAGUGUUUCUUGUACAAAUAUUAGCACCUUCAUUUGUAUUUAAGUGUACUUUAUUAUUAUUUUUUUUUAAAUAUUUAACAAACAUAGUCUAAAAUUCUAGUCAGUCGAAGUGCUCAUCAUUGUUUGCAUGCGGCACAGUAGGCAAAACAACAUAAAACAAAAAUAUCUAAAUGUAUUUAUUGUAAAUUAACAAUUCAGAAAAAUAUGCUCACCGAUAUUCUAAGGAGCCUUAGCAAAGAAUAGCACAACAGCUCUGUAUGAUUCCCCACAAAUUCAAAUCCAUAAACGAAUCAAAAGCUAAAAAUCAAAACAUUUCAUAAGUAUAUCGAUUUUAUAAUUUGAAUACAGCUCGAAACGAAUAUUAUAGGUACAUAUGUGUAUCUUAACAACUGUUUAUAAUAAUGUAUCUAUGUCAAAAACAAUUACUAUUAGUCGAUAAGAGAGCAUUACUAUUUGUGCCGAGCUCUUUUUAUAAUUAAGCAACAAUCUGAU
Drosophila montana is the source of this 2914-nucleotide messenger RNA. It is a transcript of the gene ktub, whose product is annotated as Tub domain-containing protein ktub. Gene Ontology annotation, cellular component: cilium. The transcript has 7 exons. Lineage: Eukaryota; Metazoa; Arthropoda; Insecta; Diptera; Drosophilidae. The coding region runs from base 441 to 1829 and encodes 462 amino acids. Gene Ontology annotation, biological process: protein localization to cilium. The record is from RefSeq and is a predicted model, not a curated record.